Messenger RNA from Purpureocillium takamizusanense, 614 nucleotides. RefSeq lists its product as uncharacterized. NCBI's taxonomy places the organism in Eukaryota, Fungi, Ascomycota, Sordariomycetes, Hypocreales, Ophiocordycipitaceae. The transcript has a single exon. The record is from RefSeq and is a predicted model, not a curated record. Bases 229 to 543 code for a protein of 104 amino acids.
CCUCCCACCUCUGAACCCUUUUAUAUUUCUUCUCUUGCUCCUCUGGCGUUUCUUCCUUAAAAAAACGCGAAAUAAUUUCGAGCGAAAACCUUCGCCCGACGUCGAUCUUCAUCUUUGCUCUAUAGACCCAGUGUACCUAAGUCACUAAUCCACGGCACCAAAGGGUCGUCACUCGACACAUUCGGCCCCGACUACAGCACGAACGACAUUAGCCAAGGCAUCGUCAAAAUGGAAUACACUGCCGAGGAGUUGGCUAACAUCAAGAAGAGAAUCAGCGAAAACAUGGCCAGUGUGGCAGAGCAGCAACGAGAGCUUGACGACACAUUAGCCUUCAUCGCCGAUCUCGAAAGCGAGAGUCUUCGUCAGAUGGCUAGGAGUUCCUCUAGUUCAAGGAAGAAGAGAAAUUUGCCAGAGCCAAAGCCCGUGGAAGAACAGAAAGCGGACAUGGAGCGAAAGCGAGCGAGAAUAGAACGAAAUCUUGGGCUCAUGUGGGAGAAGAUUCAUGAUUUGCAGGAGCAGGAGCGGAUGUUAGAAGGGAAAUAACAGACUCCCCUAGCGUUUAUUGUAUUUCGACUGAAGCAGUUCUUAACUCCAAUUAUACUUCUUCUUCAACG